Neocloeon triangulifer is the source of this 4540-nucleotide messenger RNA. Its product is annotated as zinc finger protein 91-like. Lineage: Eukaryota; Metazoa; Arthropoda; Insecta; Ephemeroptera; Baetidae. The transcript is spliced from 5 exons. Gene Ontology annotation, molecular function: zinc ion binding. The record is from RefSeq and is a predicted model, not a curated record. Bases 299 to 4363 code for a protein of 1354 amino acids. Gene Ontology annotation, cellular component: nucleus.
UAGUCUCAAAGCGAGGCCCGACGAGAAAAAGCAAACGUCGGUUGCUCUUGGAGAGAGAAAUCCAUUUUUAACUUACAAUAUUCACUUAAAACCUAUUCCAACCUUGAGGAUCUCAGCCAAAAUUUAAGGAGUGAAUGGGGAUGCACAAUUUCUUAAAAUGUUGAUGCUGGAAGAAAACGCUCUUUGAGUUUAUUGAUGCUUCUAGACUACGUAGCCAGAUACAGAAUUGCCUGCUAGAAAUCCACUGCAAAUUAGAACAACAACUAUUAUCUCAUCUCAACUUGAAUUUCUCAAAGAAAUGGACUCGGAAUAUUGCCAGUGUCGCACAUGCGGCACCAGAGUGUUCAAAGACAACAUGGAGUCGAUCUACACCUCGCACGAAGUGGCCAAGAAGUUCCGUAUGCUGUUGUCUCUCAACCUGGUGCUUGACCGACGACUGCCCGAGUUCAUUUGCAAACCGUGCGUGAUGGAACUUAACUUGACGCACGAGUUUGUCCAGAAGGCGCUCAAAAUGCAGAAUGAGAUGCUGGACAAAUUUUUCAUUGAGCCGAAGCAAAAUCCUGACCCUCCGACUAAAGGCCAAGCAACUCAGCCUGGUGAAAGUGUGGAGGAAGUUAACAAGUCUGAAGAAGCUUCGUCCUCCAGGAGGCCGUCAGUCAUUCAAAAUAUGCCAAAGGAAUCUCUUGAAAAAACUGAGCCAAAGGAAAAUCUGACUGAAGGGAAGCCACAAAGUCAAGCGCAAGUGGAUUCGAUAAUUUCAACACCAGACCCUGAACCAGAGGUUAUUAACCUAGACGAAAAUUCCUCCAAGUUGCCUCCUCAGAUUGAAGCGCCACCGCCUCCGAAGCCACAAUUAAAACUGAAACCUAUCUCAUCCCUGAUGAAGCCCAACAUACCGACCCAACCUGUACAGCCAACUGUGCAAAAUGAACUGGGAGCUCCUGUUAAAAUGUGUGGCAGAUGCAAGAAAAUGAUUCGCCUCACUGAUGAAGGCUUGAUGCAACAUAUGCACGAGUGCCCGAGUAAAGUUGCUAACACGCAAGUUGUGGUUCCACAACCUCGGUCGAAGAAUAAAGUCCCACACGUAAUCAAAACACCACGUCCGAAUGGGAAAAUUGUACUUCUCAACAAUCAACCAUUUGCGUCUAAAUUCAUCAUUAACUCUGUUAAUCUAAACAACACCACACAAACUCCCCCCAUGACCUCAACAGCAUCGAUGCAACCUGUUUCCUCAGCCAACCAGCAGCCGACUCGUUUCAUCCUCCGACCAGGGCUUGGCCCUCAAGUGCUGCAAUUUUACAGACCUACUGUGUCAUCUCCUGUUAGUUCUGUUGUUUCGUCAACUCCAAUCUCCUCGCCCGUCCAAGGUGUCUAUUUACCUAGUACCCUGAGUGCCCAACCACCGUCAAUUCAAAAUGUACAGCCUCCACCGAUUCCACCACCUGCGCAAAUUGCCCCGACCCCACCGGUCUUGAGCGGGAACCUUGCAAAAAAUUCAUCUCGAUUCAUCCUACCCAAAGACAGUGCCCAGGCUCCGCCACCCUCGUUACCACAAAACGAGAAGUCAAAAUUGCCCUCCAAAGAUCUUGAAGGCCUUGCUGUCAUCCGACUGGCCGAAGAAGCAUCACCCAAAAACCCAAAUCGGCAAGACCUUGGCACCAACAAUCCUUCACAGAUUAUAAACCUCUUCCAAGCCAACAUUGAAGUGGACAAGACGCCAAACGUAAAGGCGUUGAUGUCCCUGUGGAAUAAUCCUGAUCUGAGCCACUGCAGUUUAUUUGACGACGAGAAGCGAUCGACUGAGCUGAUGGCGGACUGUGCUGACAAAGUGCGGCAGUGCAGCGAGUGCCGGAUUUUCUUCCUCAGCUCCAUUGAGUACAAAGGGCACGUUGUCAAGGGCGUUGGGCACCAGUUUUGGCAGUGCUCGGCGUGCAAGGUCAACUUCGCUUCCGAGCAGCUGCUGAAAGAGCACUUCCAAAUCGGUUUGCACGGCAACAUGCGCGAACAGUUCACUUGCAGCAUUUGUCCGUUGUUCAGCAGCCGAGAGGAGAACGUCUUCAAACACAUGCUGAAAAUGCACAGCUUCUGUCCACACUGCUACGCGAAUUUGCAAGACGUGCGGAUAGGAUUAUUGAAGAGACGCAGGAGAAUCAAGUUGCGGAAGUGUCCGUCCUGCAAACUUCUCAUCAAUCAGCAGUCGGAAGCAAUGUUGCAGAUGUGCUACAAUAUUGACAAAAAUCACAAGGUGUACAUCUGCAACAUUUGCAGUGUGGCCUUCAAGACGACGGCUAGUCUGACCGUGCACUUUCGCCAAAACCACUACCCUUUGAUGCAGAGCAGCUCAUUUUCCAGUCCCAAUUAUGAUGUGCAGAUCAAGGCUCACAAAAAUUCCUGCAAGAAUCAAAGAAAUGAGGAAGAAAUUCGCAAAGUGUCCUUUGAGCAAGAAAAGGUUGCCAGUGAACCGUCUGAUGAAGACAUGGAAGUGGACAUGGAAGAUCCAGUGGAGGAAUCUGUUCCGCUGAUUCCUCAAUCGGAAGACAAAAUCUCGCGCUUCUGCUGCGUUCGGUGCUCCAACUCGUACGCAAAUUUCCAAGAUCUGAUGCUGCACACUAGGGUGUCCCACAGUAUGCCCUUCUACCGCUGCGAAAAGUGCUCUAGAAAUUUCAAAAACAUGCUGGACUCGCUUGAACACGAUUGCUCCAAACACGAUAAUGUCAGACUUCAGCUUGUGCGCCUCGAACAACUGAUGGAAUUUUCAGGAGCAAUGGAAGCGUCGUCCUGUUUGAUUGGCCUCUGUCGGAUCUGCGGCACGGCGAGCGAAGAGCUGAAGGACAUUUGCUCCGGCGAGAUCGACACGCACCUGCAAGUGCUGCGCUUCCAACUGUCCGUUGACGACGGCCUGCCAACGGGCGCUUGUCCCUCGUGCGUGCGCAAACUGGCCUCAAUCCACGAGUUUGUCACGUUGAUGCAGCGGACCGACGAGUGCCUGCGAGUCAUGCUGUCCAACUCCCUGGACAAAGCAAUGAAGGAAGCGGAAGAGGCCAUCGAGGAGAACGAAUUUUCCUUUCUGGACGCAGCAGGCGACGCACUCAGUAUAAACAACCAGGAAGAAGAAGCAGAGGCUACCGCAGAACCUGAGACGAAAAAGAGGAAAAUGCAAAACAUGGAAAAUAUAAAAAAGCAGAAGUCGCUGUGCGAGAAAUUAGCCGAGAUGAAUUCGAAAAUGAAAGAGACCGAACAACUGAACGCCACUUUAAAUUUGCAGGCGUCCACCUCCGGACCGUCGUCGGUGCUCGAGCUCAUCACGAAAAACCAGCCCAAAUCUCGGACGCGGAUUCGACUGGAUAACUCGGAGACGAGCAUCCGCACGUGCGACGAGUGCAACAUCAUGUUCUCGAGCGGCGACCUACUCGAGCAGCACCGGGCCGAGCACGUCGUUUUUCGGUGUCACGUGUGCGGCGCCAACUUCAACACGGCCCUCAUCCUGGCGAGCCACCUGAAGCGAAACCUGCACCGAGUGGCGCUCAAGGACACCAAGUGGACGUGCAGCGAGUGCUUCAUGGUGAGCAAGGACAAGGGCUCGAUGCUCGAGCACGUUCGCUCGGUGCACACCAAGGAACGGCCGUACGCGUGCGACUCGUGCGACCGAAGGUUCGCAGUCAAGCGGGCCCUGACGAUGCACGUCAGGGAGCACAAGCAGGACUGGUCGCACGUUUGCAGCUACUGCGGCAAAGGCUUCUUGGUCAAGGAGUACUAUCGGAUCCACGUGCGCCGGUACCACACCCUGGAGAAGCCGUUCGAGUGCGACCGGUGCGACGCAAAGUACCCUUCCAGGUUGCAGCUGAGCGAGCACGUCCUGGCCAAGCACGAAGGUGGCCGACCCGAGCAGAUCUACGAGUGCGGGAUCUGCGGAAAGAAGUUCAAAGGCUCGACCGGUUUCAGGUACCACGUGCAGACGCACGAGGUGCCCAUCGAGCAGCGGCGCAAGUUCAAGUGCGACUUCUGCGACGCGUCGUUCAUCCGCAAGCCGACGCUGAUCAAGCACGUGAAGCGACACUGCGGCGAGCAGGAGCAGUACGAGUGCCAUUUGUGCGGCAAGAAGUUGGCCACGUCGCACGGCCUCGACCUGCACCUGGUGGUGCACUCGGGCGAGAAGAACCACGUGUGCGAGUUCUGCGGCAAGGCGUUCGCGGCCGCCGGCACCCUCAAGGUGCACAUCCGCUCGCACACCGGCGAGAAACCCUAUCAGUGCAAGUUUUGCCCCAAACGCUUCACGCAGAGGUCGUCCAUCAAGGUGCACAUGCGGAAUGUGCACCAGUACGAAGACACGGUUGAAAAACUCAAUUUGUUUAUUGUGUCGUGAUGAAUAAACUUAAUUAAAAAAGACUGGAAAUUAACCCAAAGUUAUUACUAUGACUAGAUUUGAAAUUCAGCCAAAUAUUUGCGGCCUUUUUGCAAUAAUUUUGUUUUCAUUAUUUGAUACGCAUAUAUAAAAAAUUAAAACUGUGAAAUUAGCGAGGAGAAAUAAAAUGUAAUACAC